This is a messenger RNA of Cavia porcellus (domestic guinea pig), 930 nucleotides long. Its product is annotated as olfactory receptor 5AK2-like. Gene Ontology annotation, molecular function: G protein-coupled receptor activity; odorant binding; olfactory receptor activity. Gene Ontology annotation, biological process: sensory perception of smell; G protein-coupled receptor signaling pathway. The coding region runs from base 1 to 930 and encodes 309 amino acids. The transcript has a single exon. Gene Ontology annotation, cellular component: membrane. The record is from RefSeq and is a predicted model, not a curated record. Lineage: Eukaryota; Metazoa; Chordata; Mammalia; Rodentia; Caviidae.
AUGACACAAGGAAAUGCAACUCAAGUGACUGAAUUCUAUCUUCUCGGAUUCGGUGUCCAAUACGAGAUUCAGUGUGUCCUCUUCCUUGUAUUUCUUGUGAUCUAUGUGACAACUAUGGUGGGUAAUACUGGAAUGAUCCUGCUCAUCAACACAGAUUCCAGACUUCAGACACCCAUGUACUUCUUCCUGCAACACCUGGCCUUUGUUGACAUCUGCUACACAUCUGCUAUCACUCCCAAGAUGCUCCAGAACUUCAUGGCAGAAGACAAAUCCAUAUCGUAUGGAGGGUGCAUAAUGCAAUUAUUGGUAGUUGCAACAUUUGCAACCAGCGACUGCUACCUCUUGGCAACUAUGGCAGUGGACCGUUACGUAGCCAUUUGUAAGCCACUUCGCUAUCCCAUAAUCAUGUCUCGAACCAUCUGCAUCCAGCUGGUAGCUGGCUCAUAUCUCAUGGGUUCAAUAAAUGCCUCUGUGCACACAGGUUUUACAGCUUCUCUGUCCUUCUGUAAGUCCAACAUCAUCAAUGAUUUUUUCUGUGACUUUCCCCCAAUUCUCGCCCUUUCUUGUUCCAACACUGACAUCAACAUCAUGUUAAUUGUUGUCUUUGUGGGAUUUAACCUGACAUUCACUGUGUCGGUCGUGAUCUUCUCCUAUAUCUACAUCCUGGCCGCCAUCCUAAUGAUGUCUUCUGCUGCAGGGAGGAAGAAAGCCUUCUCCACCUGCGCCUCCCACCUCACAGCUGUCACCAUAUUCUAUGGGACUCUCUCCUACAUGUACUUACAGCCUCCUUCUGAGCACUCACAGAACAAUAUGAAAGUGGCCUCCGUAUUCUACGGCAUCAUCAUUCCCAUGUUGAACCCUCUGAUCUACAGCUUGAGAAACAAGGAGGUCAAAGAAGCUGUGAAAGUAGCAGGGAAAAAGUUCAUUUAG